CCCUGCCCACACCCUCAGACCACACAGCUCUCUCUCAGAGUCAGGGGCUAAUUGCGGCAGAGAACCCUGGAGCCGGAGGAGCAAAGGGCAGCCACACUGCUCGACCUCAGCGCCAACAUGCUGUACCUGGAACCCACCGCUCCAGCACAGUACAGUGAGCCGCAGUACACAAACCUGGGGCUCCUGAGCAGCAUGGACCCACAGAUACAGGGCAGAAGCUCCACCUCCACCAGCCCUUACAACAGCGAGCAUGCCCAGAACAACGUCACCGCGCCGUCACCCUACGCCCAGCCCAGCUCCACCUUCGACGCCCUCUCUCCAUCUCCCGCCAUUCCCUCCAACACGGACUACGCAGGCCCCCACACCUUUGACGUGUCCUUCCAACAGUCCAGCACCGCCAAGUCGGCCACCUGGACGUACUCCACAGAACUGAAGAAGCUGUACUGUCAGAUCGCCAAGACCUGCCCAAUCCAGGUGAAGGUUCUGACCAGCCCUCCCCAGGGGGCAGUCAUCAGGGCGAUGCCAGUUUACAAGAAGGCAGAGCACGUGACGGAGGUGGUGAAGCGCUGCCCGAAUCAUGAGCUGAGCCGAGAGUUCAACGAUGGUCAGAUAGCUCCCCCUAGUCACCUGAUCCGUGUGGAGGGAAACAGCCACGCCCAGUAUGUGGAGGACUCCAUCACAGGACGGCAGAGCGUGUUGGUGCCGUACGAGCCGCCCCAGGUGGGCACAGAGUUCACCACCAUCCUUUACAACUUCAUGUGCAACUCCAGCUGUGUUGGGGGCAUGAACCGACGCCCAAUUCUCAUCAUCGUUACCCUGGAAACCAGAGAUGGUCAGGUUCUGGGGCGGCGCUGCUUUGAGGCCCGGAUCUGCGCCUGCCCGGGCCGGGACCGCAAGGCUGACGAGGACAGCAUCCGCAAGCAGCAUGUGGCGGACGGGACAAAGGGCAGUGAUGCGUUCCGGCAGGCGUCACAUGCCAUCCCACUCUCCUCCAUCAAGAAGAGAAGAUCCACAGACGAAGAGGUGUUCUGCCUGCCCAUCAAAGGCCGUGAAACCUAUGAGCUUCUGGUGAAAAUUAAAGAGUGUCUGGAGCUGGUGCAGUUUGUGCCUCAGCACACAGUCGAUUCCUACAGGCAGCAGCAGCAGACACUGAUCCCGAAACAGGUGGCGACCCAGCAGUCUUUUGGCUCCACCUCUCCUCCCCUCAGCAAGAUGAACAAACUGCCCUCUGUCAGUCAGCUGAUCAACCCCCAGCAGCGCAACUCCCUCACCCCAUCCAGUCUGGUUGGAGGCCUCACUGACAUGACUCCUGUGAUGAGCAGCCACAUCCCCAUGGCGUCGGAUAUGGGCGGACUGAGCCCCACCAGCGCCCUGCAGUCGCAGUUACCCAUGAUGCCCUCCUCCCACUGCACGCCCCCACCACCCUACCCCAUCGACAGCAGCAUCUCCAGUUUCCUGGUGAGGCUGGGGUGUGCUGGCUGUCUGGACUACUUCACCGCCCAGGGCCUGUCCAACAUCUACCAGAUUGAGAACUACAGCAUGGAGGACCUGUCACGGCUGAAGAUCCCUGUGGAGUUUCAGCACAUCAUUUGGAAGGGGAUCCUGGACCACAGGCAGGCCAUGGACAUCUCGUCCCCAUCACACCUGCUCCGCGCGGCGGGCGGCUCCUCGGCGGUCAGCGCCGUGUCCGGGGAGGCACGGGGCGAGCGCGUCAUCGACGCCGUGCGUUUCACACUGCGCCAGACCAUCUCCUUCCCGCCGCGCGACGACUGGAGCGACUUCUCUUUCGACGUGGACUCCUCCCGCCGCAACAAGCAGCAGCGAAUCAAAGAGGAGGGCGAGUGAAGAGGCCCCGCCCUCUACGCUAUCCGCCCCCCGCCCCCCCCCCGCACCUGGCCACACCCAACAAAAACUGUGCCACAUCUCUGCUUCUUCCUGCUGCUCCGCUGCUUGGUUUACAAACAGAAGUUAUGCACUUACUUCCUUUGCUUAAUGCCCUUGUGUUACAGAGUCAUACGCAGGCCACUAUAAUAGCCGGCCGGGUUUAGGGUGGAAUAAGGUUUGUCAGUCCAUACUUUUUUUUUUUUUUGGAACUCUGACCUUUAACCUCUGUGACAGAGCACUUAACAAAGGCUGAAAGGUUUCAUAACAGCUUUGCGCUGAUCCAGUGUUCGUCUCGGUCUUAGUGGUAAAGUAGUUUAGUCUCUUGGAAACUCACUGCAGGGUUUUCUUUACUGAGGGUGUACUGUAGCAAAACAACAAAACAAAAGAGUUUUACGUUAAUUUUUCAGAAGGAACUCAAAAUACUGUACAGCUUUGCCUUCAGCCAGCUGUGAUCGGAUGAAUCCAAAGAUUUGUACGAUGAUGUGAUAUUACCAUUAUUUUCAGAUAAAGUGUUACUCCGCUGCUGUUUGGUGCUAUUGGGUGGUUGUCAGCUGUGGGGCAGGGGCCGUAUUACUCCUUCUCUUUAAAUCAAAGUUUACAUGGAAAAUGGUGUUUCUAUUAAUGGCCCUGAAGGGUUAUGCAUUAUUAUUAAUAAUUCUACUGCAAAACCAUUGACAUUUCCUCCAAAUUAGAAGAAUCUCAGAUGAGAUGAACUUGUCCCAUAUCAAGUUUACCAGUGCCUGCCUUUUCUGCCAUCUUGUGCAACCCUCAGGUGAACUGCAGUGAAUUGGGGUUGCAUCACCUUUCUUUCUGUGUGUAUGUCACACAACACGGGGUUGUCUUACUCCAGGAAAUUCUGGGUAAUCUACAGUGACGUGUUGAGCUUACAUUAGUGCAUUGUGGGAACGCUCUGUGUUUAGUAGCAGGUCAAAAUGACAGUAAUUGUGUAUAUAUAUUUUUGUAUAACUUUUUUUUUUAAUGUGGAGAAGGUUUUCCAAGAUGCAGAUAUAUCAGCUGUUUUAUUAAACAUUUCAUUUUUCUGGUGAAUUUCUUGAGAUUGUUUGAAGCAGUGUUCUAUGCAGCCUGUAAGGGUUAAAAGGGAAUGACCAACUGGAUAUCACAUUCAGUCAGGAAACUGCCCUUUCUUACUGAAUGAAAAUGUAAUAAAUAUGUUUUAUGUACUAUGCAGUCACUGCCAUUUGAAAACAGGGGGUAUGAAACAGAGGUUACAGGUGAUUUUUAUAUUAUUUUUCCUGUAUCUUGUCUCAGUGUGUAAAAGAGCAGAGGAGUCCUAAAUUUCAAUGUAAUGCACUGAAGCUUUGUGUGCAUGCUGGAUUACGACAUCACAGUGUAACGCACUGAAGCUUCGUGUGAGUGAUGGAUAAUGUCAGAUGUAAAAUGUUUGAGAAUUGUACAUAAGUUUAUCAUGAGAUAUUCUGUACAUCUGAAGACAGAGAUGACCUUAAAACAUACAGCUGGCCAUUUAAAAAUAUAGAGCAUAUUAACCAUAUACAGAAGUGAAAGAUUAAGUCUGAGAUGCAGUCCAGUGUGACACAGAUGCUAUCAGAAAAAAUCCAGCUCUGACUUUCAUUUUUCGUUUGGUUUUGUUUUUUCACAAGGUGAAAUGUUUUGACUCAUUUUGUAUAAUUUCUUGUAUAUAUUUCACAAUUUAUAGAUAUAUAAACAUUUCUCCUUAUUUUGAUAUAUACAAAAAAAUAAAA
This is a messenger RNA of Megalops cyprinoides (Indo-Pacific tarpon), 3605 nucleotides long. RefSeq names its product tumor protein 63-like. The transcript has 12 exons. Bases 118 to 1845 code for a protein of 575 amino acids. Gene Ontology annotation, cellular component: nucleus. Lineage: Eukaryota; Metazoa; Chordata; Actinopteri; Elopiformes; Megalopidae. Gene Ontology annotation, biological process: apoptotic process; protein tetramerization; regulation of transcription by RNA polymerase II. The record is from RefSeq and is a predicted model, not a curated record. Gene Ontology annotation, molecular function: RNA polymerase II cis-regulatory region sequence-specific DNA binding; protein binding; DNA-binding transcription factor activity, RNA polymerase II-specific.